Molecule: messenger RNA, 2113 nt
Organism: Argentina anserina (silverweed cinquefoil)
Lineage: Eukaryota; Viridiplantae; Streptophyta; Magnoliopsida; Rosales; Rosaceae
Product: trans-cinnamate:CoA ligase, peroxisomal-like
Exons: 2
Coding region: 100-1842 (580 amino acids)
Source: RefSeq, a predicted model, not a curated record
AAUCUUUAUCUUUUCUCACAGAUCUAAGUUAUCUCACUCUUCCUCUCCCACUAGCUCGCAUAUCACCUCCACAGCUUAUCCAGCCAUAUCAUUGUAACAAUGGGUACGGAGAUGAAUAUGCUUCCAAAAUGUGAAGCCAAUUACGCUGCUCUCACCCCCACAACUUUCUUGAAGAGAGCUGCUGCGUUUUAUUCUAACCGCACCUCUAUCAUCUAUGAAGGCACUCGCUUCACUUGGCGCCAAACCUACGACCGCUGCUCUCGUCUCGCCUCCACUCUUGUAUGCCUCAACAUUGUCAAGCACGAUGUUGUAUCAGUCCUAGCUCCUAAUAUUCCGGCAAUGUAUGAGAUGCACUUCGCCGUGCCUAUGGCUGGUGCGGUCCUCAACACCAUCAACACCCGCCUAGAUGCAAAGAACAUUGCUUCCAUUCUCAAACACUCAGGCGCCAAGGUCUUCUUUGUAGACUGCCAGUUCGUCCCUGUGGCACGAGAGGCUCUCAGACUCCUUAUGAGCAGUUCCGAGCCCUCCAUGAUGCCCUUGGUCAUCGUCAUCGACGACAUCGACUCACCUACCGGAGUUCGGUUGGGUGAACUGGAGUAUGAACAACUAAUCAACAACGGUAACCCGGGUUUUGCCUCGGUCGAGGUUAAUGACGAGUGGGAUCCGAUCGCUUUGAAUUACACAUCUGGAACGACUUCUGAACCCAAAGGCGUUGUGUACAGCCACAGAGGUGCUUACUUGAGCACUUUAAGCCUAAUCCUUGGUUGGGAAAUGGGGAGCGAGCCUGUUUAUCUAUGGACACUGCCUAUGUUCCACUGCAAUGGCUGGACCUUCACCUGGGGUGUGGCGGCACGUGGUGGAACAAACAUCUGCCUCCGUAACACCACCGCGUUCGACAUCUACCGCAACAUUAAACGACACCAGGUCACCCACAUGUGUUGUGCUCCCAUCAUUUUCAACAUUCUCCUCGAAGCUAAACCCCACGAGCGCUGCGAGAUCGUCUCCCCAAUCCAAAUACUUACCGGUGGCGCACCGCCUCCAGCUCCGCUGCUUGAGAAAAUCGAGCCGUUGGGAUUCAAGGUCACACAUGCAUAUGGCUUGACUGAAGCAACCGGACCGGCUUUGGUCUGUGAGUGGCAGGCCAAGUGGAAUAAGCUGCCCAAGGAGGAACAAUCAAAUCUUAAAGCAAGGCAAGGAAUAAGUAUUUUGACUCUUGCUGACGUUGACGUGAAGGACUCGGAUACAAUGGAGAGUGUUGCUCAUGACGGCAAAACGAUGGGAGAGAUUGUGCUGCGCGGGAGUAGCAUCAUGAAGGGUUACUUCAAGGACCCAAAAGCCACGAACAAAGCCUUCAAGAACGGUUGGUUCUUCACUGGCGACGUUGGUGUAAUCCACCCAGAUGGUUAUUUGGAAAUUAAAGACAGAUCAAAAGACGUGAUCAUCUCCGGAGGUGAGAACAUUAGUAGUGUGGAAUUGGAGAGCGUUCUUUACAGACACCCGAACAUUUUGGAAGCAGCCGUGGUGGCAAUGCCUCACCCACGGUGGGGAGAGACUCCUUGUGCUUUUGUGGCCCUCCGAAGCAACAACUCCAACGUCAACAUAAGAGAGUCUGAUAUCAUCAAUUACUGUAGGAAGAACUUGCCGCACUUUAUGGUCCCGAAGAAGGUGGUGUUUGUGCCUGAACUGCCGAAGAACUCAACCGGGAAGAUUCUCAAGUUUGAGCUGAGGGAGCGAGCUAAGGCCUUUGAACCUGUCGACGUAUCGGAAAACCAGCAGCGACUCGUCGUGAAUUCUCAACCGUCUGGCUGUAACGAGCAUAUUCUGGCUAUGUCUCGGCUUUAAAGAUAUUUGUGUUUUGCUUAAUAAGAACUGAGGUAACUUGGUACACAAGUUGGGACGGGGACAUGAAAUAGUGAGAGUUCGAAAGUAAUUUGUUGCUGUCACAUUCACACUCAAACGUACUAGUAGUGGGAGAACAUUCAACUACAACUACUGCCGAAGCACUAUGAUUUUAUUGUUGUAUUAUACUAUGAUAUGGCCCAGCUGGUUGGUCUCAACAAACAAUAUGAUGUAACUGCAUACCCUCGGAACCUAAUUUGAGAAGAUAUUUCUA